Messenger RNA from Hippocampus comes (tiger tail seahorse), 1397 nucleotides. It is a transcript of the gene c15h3orf80, whose product is annotated as chromosome 15 C3orf80 homolog. The transcript has a single exon. Bases 455 to 1153 code for a protein of 232 amino acids. The record is from RefSeq and is a predicted model, not a curated record. NCBI's taxonomy places the organism in Eukaryota, Metazoa, Chordata, Actinopteri, Syngnathiformes, Syngnathidae.
CCAUCAGCUGCUCCAGACAAUGCAUGAACGUAAAUUUCAGCAUCCAGGCGCUUAUGAUUUUUAAAGAGGGAUUAAAAAAAAAUAAAUACAUGUAAGUAAUUCAUGCAUUUACGUUGAAACGAAAAACACCCUUACGGUGACAAAAUAUUGCAUUUGUACUUCGUCACUUCCCACUACUACCAAGUUCAAUGGCCCGGAUGUGUAUUUGCGCUUGGAAAACGGACGUGAGAUCACAGCAUAAGAAAUUCAUGAUGCUCAUCAAUGAUCCACUCCAAUCACAGAGGUCUGCCUGGGAGGAGGAGGAUGGUAAGGAGAGGGGUGGGUGCACCUGCUGUCCCGCGCCUCGCUGCAGCGAGAGUCGGAUCACCACACAGCGCGGAGCGGGAACACCUGGCUUGCACGCCGCACGCUUACCAGGGCGGGGGUCCACCAAAGAACGUCAUACCCGGCAACGAUGUCCCGUCUGGGUGGCGGCGGACGCGCCGGCAGCUUUUUCUCGGCGUGCCUCCUCUCCGUGUGUCAAGCCCUGCGGAGCUGCGGGGAGGUCCAGUGCGCCGACGGCCAACAGUGCUGCCCGCCCAUCGUCGCCGGGAACGGGAGUAGCAGCGGCGACGGAGGUGGUGGUGGAGGAGGAGGAGGAGGAGGAGGGAUGGGAGGGGGCUCAACUGUUCGGUGCUGUAAGCUUCCGAUCCACAUCUUCUUCGACAACGUGGGCUGGUUCACGCGGAAGUUGUCGGGCAUCCUCAUCCUGUUGCUGCUCUUCGCCAUGGGCUACUUCAUCCAGAGGAUAGUGUGCCCGAGACCGCGCCGCCACCCGCACCAGGACCGCGGGGAGGAGCCCUCGCUCUUCCACGGCCCGGCGUCCGCCUCCCAGGACUCCCUGCUGGAUCGCUACCCCGACUGCAACCCGGUGGACUUCGCCUCGCCCAACCUGCCAGCUUACGACGAGGUCAAGUAUUUGCCCACGUACGAGGAGAGCAUGCAGGAGAUGCACCGGGACCGCUCCGACGACAACUUGCUGGCCGAAAACGAGACGAGCGGUCCGGGCAGAGGCAGGGCGGUGGGGCCGGGGGCUGGAGAGCACAGAAUGGAUGUUCUGGAGGGGUCGGAAGGGCAGCAGCCCGGCCCAAGGACAUCUCGGAACUCUGUCUGAUGGAAACAACGUGCAUUAAGACAAUAUCCUCUUUAAGAGUUUUAGUUGACUUUUACUCUCAAGUGCAAUUUUAACAUCGACUGUUGACAAUAAAAGAGAGUCUACAAUCGCCUUUUGAUUGCAAAUGAGCGUCUGGGAUGAUUUUUUUUUUUUAAUGGUGCUCUUCGUUUUGAAGACAGCUAGUUGAAAUCAUAUUAAGUUGUACGGUACUAAGGCAUGUCAAUUGUGGGUGCUUACCGCUACA